This is a messenger RNA of Guillardia theta CCMP2712, 1395 nucleotides long. RefSeq lists its product as hypothetical. Gene Ontology annotation, biological process: tRNA N2-guanine methylation. The annotation marks the transcript as partial. The record is from RefSeq and is a predicted model, not a curated record. Gene Ontology annotation, molecular function: RNA binding. NCBI's taxonomy places the organism in Eukaryota, Cryptophyceae, Pyrenomonadales, Geminigeraceae. The transcript has a single exon. Gene Ontology annotation, cellular component: nucleus.
CUCAAGGAGGGCAAGGCGGAGGUGCUGCACAAGCCGGGAGAAGCCUUCUACAACCCGGCCCAAGUGCAGAAUCGAGACCUGUCGAUAGCCGUGCUGAGGGAGUUCUUCAAGCUGAGAGACGAAGAGGCUGCGAGCAAGAAGAAGGAUGGCAAGGAGGAGGAGAAGCAUCAGAGGAGGGUGCUCGAGGGGCUCUCAGCCACGGGUCUGCGAGCCAUCCGGUACGCCAAGGAGAUCGAAGGGCUGACGGAGGUUGUCGCCAACGACUUCAGCGCUGCUGCUGUGGAGUCCAUCGAUAGGAACGUCAAGCACAACAAGGUGGAAGAGAUCGUGAAGGCCUCGCACGCAGAUGCCAGCCUGCUGAUGCACAAGGCGAAGCAGGUCGAGAAGGACAAGUUCGACGUCGUUGACCUCGACCCCUACGGCUCUGCCACUCCCUUCCUGGACGCGGCGGUGCAGGCGGUCAACGAGGGAGGGCUGCUAGCAGUCACAUGCACUGACCUCGCUGUUCUCUGCGGGAACCACUCGGAAGCAUGCUUCGCCAAGUACGGCUGCACGUCGUUGCGAGGGAAACACUGCCACGAGCUUGCCAUCCGCAUCGUCCUCUCCUCCAUUGAGUCGCAUGCCAACCGCUACAAGCGGCACAUCGUCCCCCUCCUUGGUGUCUACAUGGACUUCUACGUGCGCGUCUUCGUGCGCGUCUACACCUCUGCGUCCGCCGUCAAGUGGAGUGCGAGCAAGCAGUCGAUGGUCUUCCAGUGCACGGGCUGCGGGGCAUACCACCUGCAGCCGCUGGGGAAGGUGGUGGAGCGAGGGAACAGCAUCAAGUUCCUCCCCAGCCUUGGCCCACCUGUCGGCGAGCUCUGCGAGCUUUGCGGGUACAAGCACCAGCUGGGGGGGCCGAUGUGGAGCCAACCUUACUUCCAGCCCGAGUUCGUGGGAAGGGUCCGAGCCCAGCUGUGGGGCGACCAGGCGGGCUUCGCGUCGUACAAGAGAGUUUGCGGGCUGCUGACGGCGCUGGAGGAGGAGCUGGUGGACCAGCCGCUCUUCUACGACCUGAGCGUGCUGGCGAGCCUGCUCAACGUCGUGUGCCCCUCCAACGCAGCCUUCGCCGCGCCGCUGCUCAAGGCCGGGUACCGCCUGUCGCACUCGCACACCUCGCCCAUGGCCAUGAAGACGGACGCGCCGGUGGAGGCGCUGUGGGACAUCAUGAGGGGGUGGGUGAAGGAUCACCCGGUGAAGAAGCUCAAGGAGGGCAGCCCGGGGUUUCGCCUCCUCCAGCAGGAGAGCAAGCACAUCGUCGACCCCGACUUCACCGUCACUGCCGAGCAGAGGAAAGAGGACAAGGCGAGCAGGUCGACGCCCAAGUACAUGCCGAACCCAACGCCUGACUGGGGC